Cucurbita moschata (crookneck pumpkin) is the source of this 1797-nucleotide messenger RNA. RefSeq names its product trehalose-phosphate phosphatase A-like. The record is from RefSeq and is a predicted model, not a curated record. The transcript has 11 exons. NCBI's taxonomy places the organism in Eukaryota, Viridiplantae, Streptophyta, Magnoliopsida, Cucurbitales, Cucurbitaceae. Gene Ontology annotation, biological process: trehalose biosynthetic process. Gene Ontology annotation, molecular function: trehalose-phosphatase activity. Bases 414 to 1535 code for a protein of 373 amino acids.
UGAAUUUCUUCUCCUCGCUUCUUCCGCAUCAAGAUUUUUCCUCUCUGUUUUCGCUUCAAUUUCGUUCUUGUUCUUCGCGAUUCGGGUUCUUGUUAACUGCAUUUCGCGACCUUUCUUUAUCUCUCACAGGUUCUUCCCUCUCUUUCUGUUUCCAUUCUUUGACCUUCUUCCCCUUUUCUAGUCGCUUUCUGUUUCUGAUGUCCGCCGGCGUAAUAUCUGCCGCCUAAACCCACCACUUUUGUUGGGCUUUUCACGUGUAUCUUGCGCCUAAGAACUUUUUCCCCCUUUUAAUCGAUUUUUCUGUGGCCUUUUCAAGAUGUUUUGUGCUUGAUGAACUGUGAGCUAAGUGGUAGUGACAAGAAAACAUUACAAAAGUGUCCAUACACUUGAAUCAACCUCCAAAACUGGAUCAAAUGGAUCUUAAAUCAAACCACAACUCUCCCAUCCUCACCGACCCUGCGCCUAUCAGCAAGUCUAGGCUGGGCGUACAUUCAAAUAUGUUGCCGUAUGCAGCUGCUCCAGGAGUUGGUUUCUCUCCGAAUUUGCUUCUAAUACCAAGGAAAAAAACUGGUGUUCUUGAUGAUGUUCGAGCAAGCUGCUGGCUAGAUGCUAUGAAAUCUUCAUCUCCUCCUCCUAAUAGAAUCUCCAAGGACGUUGUCAAUGAGCUUCCAUCAUUUGAUCCCGAUUUUCUGUACCGCAAUUGGAUGGUUAAGUAUCCAUCAGCACUUGGCUCAUUCGAACAGAUUGUAACUCAUGCCAAAGGCAAGAGAAUAGUAUUGUUUCUGGACUAUGAUGGGACUCUUUCGCCGAUCGUAGAUAACCCUGACUGUGCUUUCAUGUCUGAUGCUAUGCGUGCAGCGGUAAAAGAGGCUGCAAAAUAUUUCCCAACUGCUAUAAUUAGUGGAAGAAGUCGUGACAAGGUUUUCGAAUUUAUAGGAUUAAGAGAACUGUACUAUGCUGGGAGCCAUGGAAUGGAUAUUAUGGUCUCUGAUAGACACUCAACUAACAAUCAGGGCAAGGAAGUUAUGUUUCAGCCUGCUAGUGAAUUCUUACCUUUGAUAGACGAGGUUUUCAAAUCCCUGAUUGAAAUCACUAAGGGAAUUGCUGGAGCAAAAGUUGAAAACAACAAGUUCUGUGUAUCUGUUCAUUACAGAAAUGUGGAUGAUAAGAACUGGAAUGCUCUUGCGAAUUGUGUUUAUGACCUUUUGGAAGAUUAUCCCCGACUGCGCGUUAGUCAUGGUCGUAAGGUUUUGGAAGUACGACCUGUGAUUAGCUGGGACAAGGGGAAAGCUGUUACAUUCUUGCUGGAAUCUCUCGGACUUAACAAUUGUGAUGAAGUGCUCCCGAUUUACGUGGGAGACGACCGCACGGAUGAAGAUGCAUUCAGGGCUUUGAAAGAAAGGAAUUGCGGAUAUGGGAUAUUAGUGUCAUCAGUGGCGAAGGAAAGCAGUGCAGCAUACUCUUUGAGAGACCCAUCUGAGGUGAUGGAGUUUCUGAAGUCACUGGUGACAUGGAGGAAGUCAAGUGCUUUAUGAACAGAGCAAGUAAUGAAUAUAACAUUAAUUGAUUGAUCCAUAUAAUCAAAAGAGUAUAGAAAGGAAGAGGUUAUUGUUACUAUUAUUAUUAUUAUUAUUAUUGUUUUUGGAGCAGAUUUACAAUUCCUUUUUAGAGUUUUGUAGACGAAAUGUUCCAUUCUUAAUAAAACUAUAUAUCACAGAGAGAGGAAUGAAGGAAACAAAUGGCUUCUUCCUUUCAUUUAUUCAAUUCAGCAAUGCAAAAACGUUGUUGAUUCUUUCA